UCGGCUCUGGAGGGGAAAAACAGUUCCAAGAUGGCGGCGGCGCGGACAACAAUGGGGGGCCGGGGGGCCGGGCCGGCCCGCGCCUCCUGAGCGCCGCGGCCGAGGCAGCGCGGCGGCCCCGCGGGGCGCGCAGGGCUGAGCGAGAGCAGCGCAGCGCAGCGGCGCCGGGCGCGGCGGAGAAGGAGGAAGUGGGGCGGGGGGGAGCGGAGCGGGCGCCGGGCCGGGGCGGCGGGGGGAGGAGGAGCCGGGGCGAUCCCGGCGGGGAGCGCAGGUAAGGCCGGCGGGAGGGGCGGCGGCGGCCCCGCCAUGGCGGGCGCCGGUGCGAGCAGCCGGUGAGCAGCAGCAGCAGCCGCGGCGGCGGCCGCCCCCUCGCCGUCCGGCCCAUGGUGCUGCCCCCCUGCCCCAUGGCGGAGUUCGUGGUGCCGCGGCACAGCGCGGUCAUGGAGCGGCUCCGCCGGCGCAUCGAGCUCUGCCGGCGGCACCACAGCGCCUGCGAGUCCCGCUACCAGGCCGUGUCCCCGGAGCGCCUGGAGCUGGAGCGCCAGCAAACCUUCGCCCUGCACCAGCGCUGCCUGCAGGCCAAGGCCAAGCGGGCCGGCAAGCACCGCCAGCCGCCCCCGGCGCCGCCGCCGCCCGCGCCCCCUCCGCCCGCCGCGGCCGCCGCGGGCAGCGCCGAGAGGAGCGGAGCCAACGGGCUGGACGGAGAGGCCGCCGGCGCCGAGCAGCACGGCCGCAGCAGCGCCCUGAUCGCGCAGCUCCAUGAGACUGUGAAAAGAAAGCUUGACAGUGCUGCUUCCCCUCAGAACGGAGACCAGCAGAAUGGCUAUGGAGACGUAUUUUCUGUGUCCAAGAAACUGCGUCGCGAUGACGGUCUUGGAGUGAGUGGUUCUUCCAAUGGAAUGCCCCCUGUGUCUCCACUCCAUCAUCUUGACAAGAAAUCUGGCAACGGAGAUACCUUACAACUUAACGGGAAACAUCCCAUGGGACUGGAUGGCAUCAGCAAGAAGUGUCUUCCAGAUUCCAGCCUGCAGAUGAAUGGAGGUGGUGAUGCUGAUGAUUCGUUUCCUCUGAGUUUGAACAAAGAGUUGAAGCAGGAGCCCGUAGACGAUCUUCCCUGUAUGAUUGCUGGAGCAGGGGGUUCUAUAUCUCAGAAUAACUUGAUGCCUGAUCUAAAUCUAAAUGAGCAAGAAUGGAAGGAACUUAUCGAGGAGCUUAAUAGAUCAGUGCCUGAUGAAGACAUGAAGGAUCUCUUUAAUGAUGACUUCGAAGACAAAAAAGAUGCAGAUUCUUCAAAUUCAGCUGCACAGACUCCAUUGGCACAAGAUAUUAACAUAAAGACUGAGUUUUCCCCAGCACCCUUUGAACAAGAGCAGCUGGGAUCUCCCCAGGUUAGAUCCACUUCUUCAGGUUCAGCAUUUAUUGGUGCUGCUUCUGUACCUGUAAGUGCCGCUUCUCCAGCGGUCGGUAGUUCUCAGGCUAUGUUCCAGCCUUCCACUCGGUCAAUGACUGAAAAUCCUAAUCAGCCCAUGAUGCAGGCAUCAAACCACUCUCAGAACGUCCAGAGGCCUCUCCCCAAUGUGUUGUUACCUGGGAAGGGUCCAGGAAGUGCCAAAGAAAUGUCUUCUGCUCAUCAACUUCAGCAGAUUGCUGCCAAGCAGAAGAGAGAUCAGAUGUUGCAGAACCAGCAACAAGCUUCACAAGUCCACCAAACGAAUCAGAUGUCUACGUGGCCACAGUCUGGGCCUUCCCAUAGUCCACUGGCUGUCCCAUAUACCAUGGAAAAUCCCACUAGCCCAUCAGUUUAUCAGCCAGACUUCAACAAUCAGAAACUCAUGAUGCCUAAUUUGGGAAAUAAAAGCUCGCCGAGAGCUGGAGGCAAUUACCAUGUGAACAUCUUGGGUCAUCAGCAAAACAGCUUGAACCAGAACCCUGUGAAUAGUCAGGGCUCUAUGCUGGACUAUGGGAACACCAAACCUCUUUCCCAUUACAAAGCAGAGUGUGAGCAGGGGGUUGCAGUCCCUGGGCAGAACAAGACCCCCAUGCUGGCCUACAUCCAGCAGCGCCAGCAGGCACCGCUGUCCCACGUGAGCGACGACCAAAAUGGGAUGAUCCUGUUGAAACCCAAGCCUGGAAACAUUGCCUACCGACUGCCACACAGUCAGGAUCAAAACCCUUCUCCUAACGUUCCUCGCGUUCCCGUCUCUGUCCCGGGCCCUGGUGUGGGUGCCCAGGCUCCAAACGUCUCCAUGGCAGGUAACCACAGCAACUCAGCUUAUCUUAGCAAUCAGCAGCAAGCAGCAGUGAUGAAGCAACACCAAAUGCUGAUGGACCAGCAGAAGCAGAGAGAGCAGCAACAAAAGCACCUGCUCAUGGAGCAACAGAAGCAGCAAUUCCUCAUGGAACAGAGGCAGCAGCAUCUGCUGGCAGAACAGGAGAAACAGCGGCAGCAGCAGGAGCAGCAGCUGCAGCGGCACCUGACUCGGCCUCCUCCCCAGUACCAGGAUCAACCACAGAAUCCAUACCAGCAACAGGUUGGACAGUUCACAGGGUCAUCUUCAACCAUGCCUGGGGUCAGUAAUUUAGGACAGUCCAGCUCCAGUAGCCCACGGAUGUUCCCUCAGACCCAGAACAUGAUUCAGAUGGGACCUGGACACACUCCUGUUCCUCCACUCCAGUCGGGCUCCAGUCAGCAGGACCGGGGGGUGACUCAGUAUCCCAAUAUGCAAAACAUUCAGCGCGGGGGAUUGUACAACCUGGCGUCUGGAAUGACACAGAUGGUUCCCCAGCACACAGCUCCAAGUGCCAAUGGACAGACUCCGAUGCAGAGGCAGGGCAGCUUGGGCCAGGGCACUGCUGUUCCUGCUGGCUAUGGGCAGAACACCUUAGCAAACUCAAGUAUUUCUCAGCAGCACAAUAAAGGUGCACUGAAUCCAACCUUAUCUAAGUCACAGAUGGCAAGAGUACCAGCUGCUAUGGGGGCUCAAAAUCCAUCUUGGCAACACCAAGGUAUCCCUAAUAUUAACAACCAGCCACAAGCAAACAGUGGCUUAGGACCAUUUACUGCCAAUUCCUCUUUCCACAUGCAGCAGACUCAUCUAAAGAUGUCCAACCAACAGUUUGCCCAGGGAAUGCCUCAGGUAAGCCUAAGCACCAGCAGACCCAUGACCUCGAUGAACGCUGCCGUCUCUGGGCAGAUGUUGUCAUCAUCUUUAGGUGCACAGCCCCGGACAAACCCACCUACACAGCAGCAGGUACCCUCACAGCAAGUGCUGCCUGGCAUGAACCAGACUGUUCCAGACCUGAAUGCUUUCAACCAGAAUCCAAAUCAGCAAAUGCCCAACAGAGGAAACCUGCACUGUAGCCAAGGGUACCCUGUGAGGACAACCAGUCAGGAGCUGCCUUUCUCCUACAGCAGCCAGUCAGGCAAUAACGGACUUCAGAACUUAACUGGUGACACAGACCUGAUAGACUCUUUGCUGAAAAACAGGACUUCAGAGGAGUGGAUGAACGAUUUGGAUGAGUUGUUAGGAACUCAUUAAAAUGGGGCCGGGGGUGGGGGUUCUACUUUUUUUAAUUAUUUCAUGACAUAUAAACAACACUUGGACCAAAAAAAAACAAACCCUGUGGCAUUGAGGAGACUUGCAGGCAUUAGAGGUAAAAUGGUUGGGAAAAAGACUGGAGCUGCUUCUCAAUGAGUGUUGACACACGGUCACGGUGCACCAAGCGGGUCUGCGGGAGGAGUGCACGUUAUCUGGGGUCUCUGAGGAGUCGCACACUUGAACAGGUCAAAAAAAUACUGUGUCCUAGCCAGCCUUCCAGAAAUCUCACUUGCAGUGUUCUAAGACUAAAUUUUUUAAUUAUUUAAAAAUAAAACAAAAAUUCCACAGAAAUAGUGCAGAAAGAAAGCAAAUAGUUGCACAAAUUGUGUUUAGGGCUUAGUCUGCAGCUAUUACUUGCAAUAAUUAUUUGUUUGUAGCUUGACAUGUUGUUAUAGUACUGUCCAUCCAACUUCUGACUUUUUAUUUGAGAAGAGGCUGUUAUGCACCUGAGCACGCUUGCAAAAUGUUUGGACUUGUUUCUUUUCCCCAUUGCUGAAGCAUGUGCCUGUACUCUCAGUAAGCAAGUGGUAUUUCACAGUAAAUAUAUCUAGAUGCUGGUAAUAGAUGAGAGGAAGUAUUAAAACCUGGCCAGUUAGUCUAGACAGUCAUCUUCCUUCAUAGAUUGUAGUCUUUUAAGCUGCAGUUUGCACUCUGUUGUAGAGAGGCACAGUUCUUGGCUUGUACCUUGCUGUGUUUAAAGUGGGAAUUUCUCAUGGGAGAACUUUUAAACUAUAGUAAGUUUAACGUGAAUUGUAAAGCCAUUUACUUUGCACCUGUUUCUUCAUAACUUAUUUCCAAAGGUAGUUGUAUUUAAAUGAAGGCUUUGCUUCAUGACAACUCAUCUAGUUUUCUUUGUUGUAAAAGGUAAAACUAACUUUUGAGAUCACUUCAUUCCCCGAAGUUAGCAAUGAGUUAGUAAUGAGCACAAGACUUUGUCACUUCAGGAUAAAAAUGAGGAAAAAAGAAUUUGGCUGGGAGGUGGAAAGUCCUUAUGAGCAAUAAUAGCACAGGCAGCCUGGGAGAAUAGUUGUAUCAGGGUUGCUCCAAUAUGGAAGUCUCCCCCUUUAAAUACUUUGGUUUUUUAAUACUGGGUUACGAGUUUGAUAAUCUUUCUAUAGUCUGGUGGAUUUACUUCUUUAAUAUCCCUUGAAGCAGAUGCUGGUUCUUCAGCUCAGCCCAAGGGGAUCUCUUAUCCAUAUGUUGGGAUUGGUCCCAGAAAGGACAAAACACAAUGGGAACAGUCAGUGUUCCAAAGUCCUUACUCUCUACCAAAAAAAUCCCUUAUCCACCAACAAACCACCUUGCCUUAACCUUUAUUUUAAAAAGAAAAUAAAGUUGAAAGCUUUUGUUUGAAAUGCACAAAUACCUCUUCCCUUUCUAAAUCUACUUUCUUGGAAAGUUCCUUUAAACUUUCUAACCAAACCCAGCGUUGUGAUUUUAAAGCAAUUUCCUUCAACAUAGACUGGCUUCUUCAGGAGUUUUCUGCACUGCAGAAUUGUGUGAGAGAGGGUUUUUCCAGAGGGUGUGAAGGGAAGUGAAAGAUAUCAUUGGUUUCAAAGAAGGAAAAUAUUUUACUGUAUCUGCAGCUCCUUUAUGAGACAAUUUGCACUUUUAAAAACUGCUUUUUUAACACUAAUACUUUAACCCUUUCCAAAUAUGCAUGGAACAUGGUUUGUGCAGCACACUUACCUAGUGUGGAUGGAUUCUGCUCUGUUGAUCAGAUUUGCUGUUGUAUCAUGUUGAACUGUUGGUGAAAGAUGUGCAUUGAUCAGUGGAUCCCACCGUUCAAUAGUGGAUAAAACUUCCCUGAAGCAGGCUUAAUCCCUCCUAGAGCUUUUGAAAAGGUAACAAAGAUUCUCUUUGGGUGGGAAGACAGAGGUGUUGGUGACUUUGCUUGUUGACACUUCUGAUAUUUUCUAGAAUAAGUAGUUGAGAUGCAAAUAACUGAUGCUAACUCUUCUUAUACUGGCAAUCUAAGAAAAGAGCUAGUGAUCUUGGUUUACUUUGAAGUUGAACCAAAACCUGGUCCAAGGUAAGUGUCAUUAGAAGAUUAUAGAUAUAAACUAGCAAUGACAGGGGAAGGAGUGUUUGCUGUAUUUUUAUUUUUAAGGGUUAACUUUGCACCAGUGUGCCUUCCCUUCCUGUCGGGGGUGCUUGGGACCUCAAUUUCAAGUGACAUCCUUCAGUGUCACUAGUUUUCUCUCCCCCUUACAAACACUUGACAGAAGUAACAGGGUAGUAGGAUUCAGCUUUUCUUUCUUCCCUGUUUAGGUUGUGGUGAAAUCUGCUGUGUUUUGUGGUAGAUUUUGCACACAGGCUUUGUUCGGAAUAAGUCAAAAUACAAUCCAUCCAGUUGUGAUUUCUUAAUUGGAGGAAAAGAACAUCUGCUGUUUGCAUUGUUACUACCAAAAAGGCAAUCUAGCUAAAUGUCCAGGAAAAUGCAGAUGUGCUCUUUCCUUCACUGUUUCUGGAAGCUAAGGUGGAUAUUGCCCUGCUUGACCAGAGGGUUUGUUCAGGAAGGUAUCUGGAUUUGAUGACAGGGCCUUUUCAUGGUACUGUUGGAGUAAAAUUAAAAGUGUGAUUCAAGGAAAACUGGCUUAUAAUGCCCAUUGGUCUCCAUGUGUGAACAGGAUCCAAACAGCCCUGGCUUCUGGCCUUGGUCCCUGUCCACGUAACGCAGUCGGACCGUUGGGAAUACGGUGUCACUGUAACAAGGUUGGAACAGUUCAAUGGAAAUGAAAAUACGGUUUUGAUGUGCACAGGUGCAUGGGAAGGGCUGGGCUCUGCCCUCAUGCCCUGUAACAAGUCUGUAAAUGCACUUGGGCUUUCCAUUUGCUGCAGCUUCAGAGCAAUAAAAUGUGUCUCCCCUGAACUGAACCCAGCCGGCCGCCCAUGGCUUUAUUUAUAAACUGCGGUUUUGGUUGGGCAGGCAAGGUGAGAGUGUCACUGUGCAACAUCCACUGCCUUCCAAAAACCACCAUACGAUUGAAAAGGGUGCUCAAAAUUUUGUUAUACACAUUUCCUUUGUGUAAAUAAAUGUUUACAAUUUUAUAUUAAAGAUUUGAAUAAGAGUUAGAUCUUCUGACUGUAUAUUUUUUACUUUUUAUAGAUUUUAAAACUAUAAUUCUUUAUAUAUGUGUUUUGGGGGGUAUUAUGGUAAGUUUUAUGCUUGUAAAUGGAGAACAGUUGAAUUUGAUGCUAACCUUUAUGAAUUUUUUGUCAUUGAAAUGUAUAAAGAGUCCAUUAAUCCCCUUAUUCUUUUACUACAAUUACUGGUGCACACCAAAAAGAAAUCCUUCACUUCUGUUUUAUCAUUAUAAAAUAAAUAUUUUGCUAGUGUAUUAAACAUA
Pseudopipra pipra is the source of this 6949-nucleotide messenger RNA. It is a transcript of the gene MAML1, whose product is annotated as mastermind like transcriptional coactivator 1. Gene Ontology annotation, molecular function: transcription coactivator activity. Lineage: Eukaryota; Metazoa; Chordata; Aves; Passeriformes; Pipridae. Gene Ontology annotation, cellular component: nuclear speck; nucleoplasm. The record is from RefSeq and is a predicted model, not a curated record. The transcript is spliced from 5 exons. Gene Ontology annotation, biological process: Notch signaling pathway; positive regulation of transcription of Notch receptor target. Bases 384 to 3539 code for a protein of 1051 amino acids.